CCUCUCGCGGGGCGGGCGCCUGCGCCUUGCGGCGCCCGGCGACUUACUUCGCGCCCCGCGCCCUGCCCCGGCGCAUGCGCCGUGAGCGGCGCGGAGUCUGGGCCAGCCAGCGGGGGGGCCCGGCGGGAUCAUGUCCGGGGUGCAGCGCAUGAGGGUGGCCAACGAGCGGCACAGCAAGAGCAUCACCCAGCGCGGGGGCCUGCACCGCGCCCCGAAAGCCCCCCCAGAGGAGAAAGCCGCCGUGGGGCCAUGGUUGCUGGCCCUGUUCGUGUUCGUGGUCUGUGGCUCAGCUAUCUUCCAGAUAAUCCAGAGCAUCCGCCUUGGAGGAUGAUGGGAAAUGCCGCUCUCCCUCCCACUCCUCUUCUCAGGGAAUUCUGGGAUACCUCCUGGACCUCCAGUGACCCUCUGUGAUGUGUUGCAACCCCCCGCAUCCGCCUGCCAACUCUGCCCCCCUUCUUUUUGCAUCCUUGUAUGUUUCCAGCCCGGGGGGGGGGGUGAAGAGGGAGGCUCCCCUUUCGUCUCUCCCGCCCCCGCAGAUGGGGGCGUCCCCCAGAGGUCCUGUGAAGGCAGCCUGGGGUUCGGUCUUGGUGUGGGUGGGGGGGGACUUUUCUCUUUAAAUCUGUGAUUCCCCCCCGCUGCUCCAACCCCUCCUGCCUCGGGUUUCGCAGUGUCUGCCUGUUUACUGGAAAUACAUUAAAUGUUGGGAUUUUUAAUAAAAA
Molecule: messenger RNA, 719 nt
Organism: Caretta caretta (loggerhead turtle)
Lineage: Eukaryota; Metazoa; Chordata; Testudines; Cheloniidae
Product: stress-associated endoplasmic reticulum protein 1
Biological process (GO): endoplasmic reticulum unfolded protein response
Cellular component (GO): endoplasmic reticulum
Source: RefSeq, a predicted model, not a curated record